Babesia bigemina is the source of this 1344-nucleotide messenger RNA. RefSeq lists its product as hypothetical. NCBI's taxonomy places the organism in Eukaryota, Apicomplexa, Aconoidasida, Piroplasmida, Babesiidae. The record is from RefSeq and is a predicted model, not a curated record. The coding region runs from base 1 to 1344 and encodes 447 amino acids. The transcript has a single exon.
AUGGGAUCGCAAUUUGAGUGGCGCGUAGAGCGCGUAGACUCGGAUGAGUUUAGGUCAUCCCGAACGGACAUCUCAGAUCGCCUGGACUCCGGCGAAUUCUCCUCCGCCGUCACGGUGCGCGCUGGUAGCGAUGAGUACACAUUAACCACGGCGCGGCCUACGCUAUCCGAAAGCUACUCGUCGCUACCUCCCGAUGGGUCUGUCUCAGAUCUUCGUUCAGAGUCGAUUUCUUCCCGUAAGUAUGCCAAGAGCGAGGACUCAGACAGCUCGGUGGUGGAUCAUGACAUCGCAAUGCCCGGCCAACCGCCUGCCUUCUUCGACGGGAGCAGGCGGCGCCAGCCUCCCAGUAAGAUAAUUAUAACGCUAGGCGUCCGUGACGUGCUUGGGUACCCGGUCCUGCGGCUGUCGCGGUACGUAGCUGUAAUGCAGCACAAGAAGUCGGUGGUCGACCACAGCGCUUCGUCAAACGGCGUUUACCGGAAUCUGUUCUACAUAAGCAGCUGGUUUGCGUUCACUUCGCCGACGGGCUUCACUUUAACAGCUGAAUUGGUGAAGUCGGUCUGGCGCCGCCAUGGUAUUUGGGGUUUCUUCCAUGGUUUCCCGGCUUACGCGUGCCACAAAUUGCUGUGCGAUCUGGCGACCUUCAUCGUUCCACGUUACAUCGCCCCGCAGUUGGAAGCUGGAGCUCUAGGAGCCUACAAAAGCGUCUUCACGUUCGGCCACGGCUCGCUGUCGCAUCUGCGCGAUCGGUAUGCUGGAGUUUGGCGAAGUUCGUCGGUGGAAAGCGGCUACGAGUCCGACAACUCGCAGCCGUCCACUUGGAAUAUGAACCCCAUUACCGGUUUUCUGAGUCGCAACAUAGAGUUCGAUGCGUACGAAUUCUCUCAGCAUGCUCUUGUAGAGUUGCUCACGUACCCCAUGCUGACCGUUUCUUCGCGUGCGAUGAUAUACGACGUGGCCGCCCCAAUGAAUUCGAUCUCGCUUGUUAAGGACUCAAUAGCACACGAAGGCGCGUUGUCGCUGUACCGCGGUUUCUUUUGGAGGCUGUUGGCGCUUUUGUUGGAGGACAUGCAAAAGCAUAGCGCUGGGAAGCCACGCCCGUUCGACGUCAUUGCGGACGACAGUCGCACCGAUCUGGAUAAUAUAGUGCCCGUAUUCCUUACGUUUGGUUCGUCAAUUUGCCACCAGAUGUCUUUGGUAGAGCGGUGCAUGUCUUCAGUGGACGGGUUUUGCGUUGAGGCCUCCACUGCGAGCACGUUAUCAAAGUUCCCGUGGGCCAACAUAACGGUCCAGAUGGCACUCACUUUCUGCUUGCUCAAUCUCAGAGACCGGCUAGUAGAUUAA